AUGUCAUCCCCUACUGUGCGACAACGAGGGCAAAAGGACAAGAAAGCCCCAUCUUCCGCUUCAACUCCUCCAAAACAAGACAGCGAUCUCAAUGGGAUACUGAAAGACACAAAGCUGCCCGAAGUGGUGACCUCCGAAUGGGACUAUAAGCUUGCACUGGGCGUGAUAACGCUACUGGCUUUCAUUACUCGAUUCUGGGGCAUUGGGCAUCCCAAUGAGGUGGUCUUCGAUGAGGUGCAUUUUGGAAAGUUCGCCUCAUACUACUUACAAAGAACCUACUUUUUCGACGUCCAUCCUCCCUUCGGAAAGCUUCUCUUUGCCCUUAUGGGCUGGUUCGUUGGAUACGAUGGGCAUUUCCACUUUGACAAUAUUGGCGAUUCGUACAUUACCAACAAAGUACCCUACGUCGCCUUCCGCGCCAUGCCAGCACUUCUCGGAUCCUUGACAGUUCCUACAGUUUUCUUGAUCAUGUGGGAAUCAGGCUACACACUUCCAGCUGCCGUUGUGGCAGCAGGACUAGUUCUAUUCGAUAAUGCCCACAUUGGCCAGACUCGACUUAUCCUGCUCGAUGCGACUUUGGUAUUCGCAAUGUCGCUCAGUGUUCUUUGCUACAUCCGAUUCUUCAAGAUGAGGCACGAGCCCUUCUCGCAAAAAUGGUGGAAAUGGCUCCUGCUUACUGGCGUCGCUAUGAGCUGUGUCAUAUCCACCAAAUACGUUGGAGUGUUUACAUUCUUCACGGUCGGUUGUGCGGUUGCGAUUGACCUCUGGGGUCUCCUGGACAUCAACCGGAAAGGUGGAGCUUUGACUCUGCCCGACUUCGCAAAGCACUUUUCUGCACGGUUGACUGGACUCAUCCUGGUGCCUUUCCUCAUCUACUUGUUCUGGUUCCAAGUUCACUUCGCCAUUUUGAACAGAUCCGGACCUGGAGAUGAAUUUAUGACACCUGCGUUCCAAGAGACAUUGAGCGACAACAUGAUGAGCGCACAGUCUACUGGCAUCGAGUACUAUGAUUCGAUAUCUAUUAGGCACAAGGAGACCAAGACCUAUCUACACAGUCAUGCCGAUAGGUACCCCCUUCGCUACGAUGACGGACGUGUUUCCAGCCAAGGACAACAGGUUACAGGCUACCCGUUCAAUGAUACCAACAACUACUGGCAAAUCGUUCCGAACAGCGUAGUCGAUCUCUCACUUGCAAAGCCCGGUUUGGCUGUGCAAAGCGGCGAUUUUGUCAAAUUGCGGCAUCUAGUGACGGACAGUUACCUCCUAUCACACGAUGUUGCCUCGCCAUUUUACCCCACAAACCAGGAAUUUACAACAGCAGGGCUCGAGGAGACAAACGGGGAUCGGUACAACGAUACCCUGUUCGAAAUUAAGAUCGAGAAUGCCAAGGGAAGGCAACAGCUCAAAAGCUUUUCAGGGCACUUCAAAUUAAUUCACGCCCCCACAAGAGUUGCUAUGUGGACGCACACCACUCCACUUCCUGACUGGGCUUACAAACAGGCCGAGAUCAACGGAAACAAGAACAUUCAGCAAUCUAGCAAUAUCUGGUAUGUGGACGAGAUACCAUCCAUACCGGCUGACAGCCCGCGCCUUGUUAAGGAGGUCAAGAAGAUCAAGCACGUACCUUUCUUGAAGAAGUACAUCGAACUCCAACGAGCUAUUUUCUACCACAACAAUGCAUUGACAAGUAGCCAUCCUUAUGCCAGUCAGCCAAUUCAAUGGCCAUUCCUGCUCCGCGGUGUGAGCUUCUGGACACAGAAUGAUACAAGACAGCAAAUAUACUUCCUUGGCAAUCCCAUCGGCUGGUGGAUCGUAAGCAGUCUGCUUGCCGUCUUCGCAGGAAUCAUCGGCGCAGACCAAUUGUCUCAAAGGCGUGGCAUUGACAGCCUUGAUGAACGAACCCGCUCUCGUCUUUACAACAGCACCGGUUUCUUCUUCCUCUGCUGGGCCGCCCACUACAUCCCCUUCUUCAUCAUGGGCCGCCAACUCUUCCUUCACCACUACUUGCCCGCACAUCUCGCCUCCGCUUUAGUCACUGGCGCACUCCUCGAAUUCGUCUUCAACCUUGAUCCUGUUGGCCUGGACGAGAAUUUCCUACAACAAACGCAAAAUAAGACUCCUAGCAAAAACAAAGAUCGUGGAGGCAAGAGGGUCGUCGUUCCAGCCAAGGAGCGCAUAAGUGGACAGAGUAUGCUGGCGCUUUGGGCUGCCAGUGGGAUUGUGAUGGCGAUUGUGAUCGGUGGGUGGUGGUACUUCCUACCAUUGACUUACGGCAAGCCAGGCUUGAGUGCCGAGCAGGUUGUUGCGAGGAAGUGGCUCGGAUAUGACCUGCAUUUCGCGAAAUGA
This is a messenger RNA of Letharia columbiana, 2346 nucleotides long. RefSeq lists its product as uncharacterized. Lineage: Eukaryota; Fungi; Ascomycota; Lecanoromycetes; Lecanorales; Parmeliaceae. The transcript is spliced from 3 exons. Gene Ontology annotation, biological process: protein O-linked glycosylation via mannose. Gene Ontology annotation, molecular function: dolichyl-phosphate-mannose-protein mannosyltransferase activity. The coding region runs from base 1 to 2346 and encodes 781 amino acids. The record is from RefSeq and is a predicted model, not a curated record. Gene Ontology annotation, cellular component: membrane; endoplasmic reticulum.